Messenger RNA from Pocillopora meandrina, 16505 nucleotides. The record is from the annotation of a GenBank genome assembly. Lineage: Eukaryota; Metazoa; Cnidaria; Anthozoa; Scleractinia; Pocilloporidae.
UAAUAGAUUACCCGAUGCAAGGAGAACUUACAUGUGCUUAAGAGUUGAUCGACAAUCAUUUAGGUGUUGAAGUUAGAGGGAAAUCUUUAUCACAAAUUUAAAAAGAUGUGAAAAAACAUGAUCACCUACUCUUAUGAGAUAUUGGUUUUCAUAAGUUCAUGAUGCCAAGAAGAAAUAUUUCUUUUGAUAACACCUACUAGACUACAGUGUAUAUAAUCGCUACUGACUUAAACUUCAGUCACCACUGGUACAAGCCCACAGUGAAUAUUGCUAUCUCUAGUGGCAACAACGCAAACAACUCUCUUCAGGUCGGAGACUAUAUUACAAUCACUCCUGGUACGGCCCAAAGAUGCUGUUGACCCACCUUAACAAGAGGGCAUUUCUUACAGGUCGGAAAGGGAGCGAUAUUGCCCAAGGAUGAAACCUCCAGAUACCACUCUAAGGUAAGCUAGGCUAUGAAAGGCUAGGUAAGCUAGAAAAGUUAACAAAGGAGACGUCAACUCCUGCCCCUCUAUAUGUACACAAUUAUCUAUACUUCAGCUUUUUUUUUGGUAGAAGUCAUUUUAUUCGUUGAGAAAUUUUUCAGUAUUUACUCUAUUGUCAACAAAAAUUACACUGUAAUAGCUCGUGCUAAUAGUUUAGAGCUUUAUAACAAACAACCCACAGAAUAUAUCUAAAAAAGUUCAAAAUUCUAAAAAUGUCUAGUACUGUAAACCAGCUACAGCUUUUGACUAUAAAAAUAUUUCAACAAGUUCUAAAUGAUUUCUAGAAAAACCUACAAUAGAACAUCUCUCUCAACUUCUGUAUGGACAAAUCCGUGCAUAACACAUCAAAUAUGACAUACAUUGUCUGCAUAUUUGGAACGUAGGCAAUUUACACUGUCAAAUGAUUGAAUAAAGUAGAUACCAAAAACUAUUUCUAUUCUAAAAAUAAUUGAACUUAUAUGCAAGUACUAUACAACUUUGGGAGCUUCAAAAGUCUCUUAAGUACAUGAAGUCAUCAUUUCCAUAUACAAAAAUACUGUAUAAAAAAAAAAUUUCGAAAGAAGGAAUUACUCUUUACAAGUUUUCCUCACAGCUAUUUAUUAAAUUGUAGUGUCCACUUUCAAAGAAAAAAAAAGAAAAAAAAAGAAAAUAUUUAAUGUUCACACUAGCUUCAUAAUUCAAAUAAAGAAUUAUAAAGCAAACAUAGAUACAAAUAAAGAACUUGAACUUUCAGUCCAGACAUUUUAACAGUAUGACAUAUUUCACCAUACCUACUUACUGGUAAUUCCUGACUAUGUAACUCAAUCUUGGGUACUUCUCAAAAUAUAUUUUACAACAAACAUAAAAGUUAUCUUCUGAGUGAAGAUUUUGUUAUAGAGAGAACUACUGGAUUGUUCAUUUCAAGGAACUUUGGAGAAACCGUGAGUUUGUGUCAGUGGUAAGCUAAGAUGUACAUGUAGACUAUAGCCAGCCUUAGUAAGUUUAUUGAGGAUAAUUACUGUAUUUUCUAUUGGAGUUGCUCCUAAUUAAGAAUUAAGAAUGUGUUAAAUUGGACGUUCUCAUAACAACAAUUCUUAGUAUCACUUGAACAAAAAAGUUUAUUUGACCAGAAAGUUUGUGUUGUUGUGUAGUUUUCAGCUUGAAAAGAUAUCACAAUUUCUCAUGAAAGCUGACACUCGAGCUGACUGUCAAGAUUCUUGGAUGAUUCAAAUACUUGAGUCUGUAAUCCCCUUAGCAUUGGAUGGUCUGACAUUUUAUCACACAGUUAUCAGAUUAAUGACUGUGAUUAAUCAACAAACAAGUAUUUCCUUAAGCCUGCUAUAAGAGUGCUGGUCUGUUCCCUUUGUCUUGCCUAUAAGUCCUGCCUAUGGAGUCUCACAUUCUAUAAACAAAGCCACAAACUGCUUUGUUUUCACCUAAAAUAUCCAUACAAAUUAAUUGUUACAUUGAAUUACACAAAGGCUAUUCCUGGAGCUGAGAGGUGGUUCUUUAAUUCUUGUACUAUAUCGAGACGCCUAAUGUGGCGUUCUUUAAGUGUCUUACAAAAGUCAUACACCUUCAAUUCUGGAUCUGACGACUUGAGAAAUUCUAAUGUUUUCCUCCCUGCUUCUGGGUUGUUCUCCAAGUCAUCAAUGACAAGUUGAUCCAUCCCAUACUUACGUGCCACCUGCCUCCAUCCACCUAAGCCGUACUUCUUUUGACUCAAUAGGCGCUCAACUCUCUCAUAGGUUUGAAAGUCUUGUUCCUGUACAUCUGUCAGAGAUUUGUAUUCUAACAAAGAUAAGUAUAUUCAUUUGAAAAAUAUACAAAAUUAUUGCUGUAAUUCUUAUAAUUAAAAUAGCUCAAAUUAUGCUCAUCAGUUUUAAAUACCUGUAAAGUUGAUAUUACUUUUUCUCUUGUGAGACUGAAUUAAACUAAACAUGCUACAUGCUUAAGAAAAGAACACAACAACAAAAACAAAAGCUGGCCCUAGACCAACAACACAGUGUAGCAAAACGUACAUUAUUUUAAAACUCAAGUUGUAAGCAUAUACAAGAGAACUUUCACACCAAUACAUAGAAGCUGUGCAAUUACCAUAAUAUUUAUAGCACUUUUGUUUCAUUAAUGAUUCUAUUGUGGUUUACACUCUAUGUACAUAACUGACUGCAAUUCAUCAACUGAGCACUUUCUAAUGAUCCCAAAAAGACAAAACAUAAUUAUAUUGAGCUAAUACACUCUCAACUAUAAAACACUUGAGAUUGCUAUAUCCAAAUACUUACUUGUUCCAUCUCUUAAUUUAGGGUUUUUACAGUAUACUUAUUAAAAACCUCAAUUAUUACUAAUAUACCUAACUAGUCCUUCCCCUCCCUUUACAACAGAAACAAAACUUGCUGACAGCUAUGAAACUAAGCAGAGCUGCUGAAAUAGGUAACUCAUGUACUUACUUGUUCCUUCACCUGGAGUCACAUCAAGGUCUACUGCAACUGACUCCACAAAACAAUGGGAUUAUCCUGACAACUCACACAACAUUUGUAACAACCAAAGUCACCCAUUUUAACAGAUUUUAGUUGCAAUAUGGCUUCAUUAUUCUUUUCUGGUGAACGAAGCAGUGUUCCAUCUUUGAACCACUGAUAGGUCAGUCUGCUGUUGGCCUUGCAUUUAAAUUCAAACUCCAUGUUUGUGCCUGUUUUUACCUUUUGAGAUUCUGGUUGCUGUAUAAUUGUUAUUGGCCAAGUAGCUCCUAAACCAGAAUAAAUUCAAACUGUGCAUAACUUAUCUAAUUGCAAAGAUGGAAUUCAUAUUUUAAUGACAAAUAAAUAUUAAUAAAUAUUAAAAAACCAAUAAACACUUGUGGGACAGAAAAUAGAAUCCAACAGUCAGAGAUUCAAUCUUGGAAUAAAGGCUCAAGCAACUUUUGGAGUGGAUGGCAAAGUAACUUAAAUUGUACAAAUUAAAAAAAACGAAAUUGCAAGUGAAUGAUGUUGCAUUAAAUCACAGCCUCUUAAAAUCCCACAAAGCAUAUCAUAAAUAAUCAGAGAGUUCUAGAUAUUCUAAUUGUCUUGUCAAACAAUAUCUUACCUUGUUCUAAUUCAUCCACAUGCUAAAAGAGAUAUUAAAAGAGUAAAUUUAGCAAACUUUCAUUUAAAAGUUAAUCUUUCAAUAGUUGUAAUUGUAUAAGUCAACUAAGAGCAGCUUAAAGUUUACAUCUACCACAUAGUGUCAGUUUGUAACACUAAAUCUCACAUGACUGUACAGUGUACAAAUAGUUCAUAGAUAAUGAAUAAUAUGAUUCUACAAUUAUUAUGUGAUAUAGAAUUUGCAAUUUGUAACUGCACCUCUUCUACAUGUAUGUUAACCACCAAGUUAUGUGUAUCCAUCCCUUUUGGAGUUUUCAUUGCUUUACUUAAAAGUUCCUGUGAGGCUUGAUAUUGAUGACUUUCUACUUCUGUAGCUACCUCCACUUGCAUCAUCUCCUAAGAAAUGAAGAUUUGUAGUACAUCAUGCCUAAAUCAGAAUUUUCACUUCUAUAGGCAGUUCAAGAUAAAAAUUUAGGGAAUACAUAUAAGUUAUUUGCCCAGUGGAAGGUUCUUAUGGGGAAAAAUUUGCUGGGGGUCUUAAGCUGUACUCAAUACCAAGGUUUUUCCCAUAUGAACCUGCCUUUACCAAUAAUUAACUUAUUCAGUUUUCUGCUGGUUUUCUUUUUUCCCCUUUGCUGCAAAUGGUACACUAAGAAAAGCACAAAUGGCUAUGAGUGAGCAAUGAGCCAAUCAGAUUUGACAAUUUAAGAUUCAAACCCACUAAGAUGCUUCGCAAAAAAUUUGUUUCAAUUAUCGUUCACCUUAACCUGUCAUAAUUUCAUUCCUAGAGAUGAUCGAGUGAUACAUACUUAAUAGUCCAUUUUACAGUUGCACUUUUAAUAUGUUAUACAGCAGGAAUGUGGGGAAAUUGAGAACAAAGAAAUAACCAUGUUGGGGAUAUUGUCUUUAUAUGACUGCAAAUUCUCAGGAACACUAAAAAACAAAGAAAUGUAUUGCCAUCCAUUUGGGGAAAUUAUCUUUAGUUACAAUCCUAGUGGAAAAGGGCUCACUUGUGCAGCACAAAAUUAUAAAUCAUGUUCAAAGGCUGGAAUAAAUAAAUCUUUCUAUGUGACAUUGCAUUUACAUUUCAUAAUGAUCAAUUAUGAUUGCAAGGUUCACUAAGGCAUUAUUUUUAUCAAAAUUCCUUUCUUAUUAUACCAAACUACAUCAUGCACAUGUAGCAAAAACAUUUUUGAUUAUGAAAGCCAUUGUUAUGUCAAACACACUGAAAUUAUCAUUUUCUCCUCUGACAUCACCACAAUACAUUGAAUAAUUACCACUUUUCUGAGAAUCCCUACUAAGUGAACGAUUUAAAGAAUUCUUUCGACCACCGUCACUAUUAGGAUGUCUAACUUCAGCACCAGAAACUGACUCAGCACUCGUUUCAUGUUGCACACUAUUGGUUAUUAUAGUCACAACUCCUGAGACACCAGGCUCAGGCACAGAAGGAGCCCUUCUAAUUUCUUGAUCUUGACUGGAAGUAACCAGAGUGUCUACAUUCUGGGAUGCUAUUAAGUUGAAUAAUUUAGUCAGUACUGAUUAUCUACUGUCUAAUGAGUGCAUAUUAGUAUAAUGUUACUCGCUGUCUGUACAAAAAAAUUUUAGAUUUUAAUCAAAUUCAGUCAUAACACCCUUACGCAAACAAAGCUACAGGAACAAAACAACAUACUACUACAUUAACUAAAACAUUUCCAUGAUAUCUAGUACAUAGGACAAUUUUCAACUGAGUGUUGAAAGUAAUCCAUGACUGACUAAUGGGGAAGAAGGGCAUGAUGCAUAAUGUGUUCAGACUGAUUGCCACAAUUCACAUCACUUCCUGCUACAUUUAUCUAAGCUCUUAUUUGCAAAGAAAGCCACAAAGCACAUGCCUGAGAUUUCUUCAUCUCCAUUGACACAUGUUUCUCUGGCACUAGCAUCAACAGUUUGUCCUUGCAUGUCUCUGAGAGGUACAGUUGCUGCUUUAUAUUGUGAUUCUGCUUCUGCACCCUCACUUGCAUUAUUUUGGGCAGCUAAAAGAAAUCAUUAUAAUUAUGAUAACAGUUACCAUUUAUAAAAACAACCCAGAAAAAGUUGCUUCCCCUAUACUUCUGAAUUACAAAAUACCCAGGACACUACCUGUACAUGUUUUUCUCAAAAAGCUACUGUUCAUAGUCAUAGUAAACACAUAACAUGUACUAGCUAUUUUAUAAAACUGACAAUCUGUAGUUUCUGUUGAGUAAUUGACUUAGUAACCCAUGCAGGAUGUUGGCAGAAAAAUCAGUCUCAGAUAGUUUGUAAAUCUAUUUAAAUGAUUAAACUCAACUUGUUUUCUCCCACUCAUGUUACUAGACCAGUAAAAAAAGGAAACCAACUCUAUUUCAAAAUUGUAGAGAUACACUUCUCACAUAAUCAUGCUCAACUUACAAUUAAUCCGACAAUUCCUAUUUUCUCUCUUUCUUCUUUUGCGGCAAUAUAAUAUCACUGCAGAUAACACUCCUGCCAAGGCAAUUGCUGUACCAACCACAAUUAAAAUAAUUACAGUUGUCUGUGAUAGCUUGCUAUUAUUUGAAGUAUCUGAUCCAUGUUUGCCUCCUGUUGGUGCAUAUGGUGUUGGAGCACAAUCUUUGUCAGGUCGAGGGGCACAAUACUGUUUGGAUUCAGUAAAGCCUUGUUCUUUGCACUCAGCUACCUUCUCAUCUUGGUCAUCAGAGCAGCAGUGUGAACAUUUCUGACAGCUGUGAGUGCCAUCCUUUUUGCUGAAAUAAAAUCCUUUCUUACAAGUUCCACUGCAGACAGUGUCUGAUGUGCUGUUACAUGGCACAGUAACUUUUUCAUUUUCAACACACUCAUGACAAACAUAACAAGAAGAACUGUCAUACUUGUCACUGAAGUUCCCUGAUUCACAAGGUUUACAAUCAAUUAUGUCAACUUGGUAUACUAUGUGAGUUCCACAUUUUGGCACAAGCCCUUGACCCUCCUGGCAUUUUGCACAAGGGAAACAUUUCCCCCCUGGAUAACCAGUGAUAGGAUACUCAUCAGGGCCACAUAAACGAUGUGUGGAGACGACCUGCAAAAAACAUAGUAAUAAAACUAAUUGAUUUCCAAGACAUCAUAAUUAGCAUACAAUCAAACUUGUAUGAAGCCAUCAUGCACCCAUUAGGAAUGGCAGGGAGACCACUUAAUACAGGUUGACCAGCAAAUGACUUGAACGUGUGAUAUGUUCGUGCAAAAUAUUCAUCUUAAUAGUCCAAAGAAGAAAGAUAAUUUGCAAUGCAUUGAGGACAUUUGAACUCAAAUGAGUAAAACUGGUUCCCCAGAGAUAAACAAGGACUAAAUUAGACUUAACCCUUUAACUCCCAUGAGUGACCAAGAGAGAAUUUUUCCUCAUAAUAUCAAUGCAAUAUCAACCAGAUAAGUUAUGAGAAUAAAGAAAAAUUUCAAUUUGGGGAUAAUAAGCUACUUCGAUACUGAAUUCUCUGAAUAACAUUAUAAGCAUUGAAUUGUUGACAGUAAGGAGAAUUACAAAUUUGAUCUGGGAGUUAAAGGGUUAACCCUUUGUUUCCCAAGAUCUGAUUUUCAGUUCUUCCCUCUAGCUGCCACGCAUUUCCUUGUAUGUAAGUUGCCAGAAUUUGGCACUAGAUCAAGAUAACAACUUCUACCUGAUAAGUUUGAGUAUUCUCAUAACCUGUUUGCUGGUUAAUGAAUGGAUAUUAUAGGGAAAGCAACAUGUUAAUCACCAUUGGGAGUUAAAAGGUUAAGAGAUUAUUCUUCGUUUUCUUUUAGUGGUUAAGCUUUAAGUGACUGUUCAAUACAGGUGGAAGACAAUACAAACAGCCCCUUGUUACUUAGUCAGGGAUGACUACAACUGCUAGAUAGAAGUGACUGCCUAAUAGAGGUGAAAAUUACAAUACUUUUAGAGUAAGGGGUAAAAAUUUGAUAAAGGGGUAAGUUUCUAAAGAAACUGUGGUGCUGUGUCAGUGGGAGAGUAUAGCAGGUAAUUUAGUGUUAACAACUGAGUUGAAAACGUAAAUUAGCCACCGUAAAGGGUAAAAAAGCUGACCAUUUGAGCGUUAGACGAAGGACUAAUGCUUGAAAUGUCAGCUUUUUUACCCUUUACUGUGGCUAACUUACAUUUUCAACUCAGUUGUUAACACUAAAUUACCUGCAAAAAUUUUGAUACUUUGACAACUGACUGCCUAAUACAGAGUGACCACUUAAUACAGUGCCUCUUAAUUACUACAGGACUGGUUCAACUGUUACUGCUAUAUAGUGGUGAUUGUAGAAAUGUGAUUGUGUAAUUGGGUUGCUUCAGGACUGCAUCUUCAACCCUUUACACUCUGGCUAACAAAAAUUAAGCUUACUGGAGCCUCUAUGGUUCAGCUACAGAGAACCAAAGUACAGAAUCUUUAAGUCUUGGGUAAUUUUGUUUUAUCAGCUGAGUUGAUAUAAUGUAAAUUGACCACCAUUACGAGUUUCAAAGCUGACAAAGGGCUGACACUCGCAACAUCAGCUUUUAAACUCUUUACAAGGGCCAAUUCAUGUUACCAACUCAAUUGGUAAUACUUAAUUACCCUGUUAUACUCUCCCACCGAUGCAGCACCACAGUUUCUUAAAAUAAAGUCACUUCAUGUAAAGUAAUUUCAAUACCAGAAUACUCAUUUUUGUACUGGCCACCCCAUAAUUUUAGAUGCAUAUGAACAAGAAAAAGCAGGUAAUAAAAAUAUUCUGAUAAUACCUAUGAUACCAAAUUAUUGUAUCACCUGCUGGGAUUACUAGUUUAAAUUAAAAAACAAAAAACAAAAAAAAACUUUGAGCCUUGAAUAAAAAGACCACGAUCCGCACAAAUCAAACGCUGGGCAAAUUCACUGGAUCAAAUCUGAACCCGACUCUUUGGGGAAGUAAAGGGCCAUUUUAAGUACAUCACUAAGCAAAUUAUUCUAAGGAAAGUGGAGUCACGCAAUGUAAGUUUUUCCUCACGAAAACAAUAUAUAAUUAUUCAUAAUAAUAAUAAUAAAGGGUUUAUUAAAAGUAUUCAAAAAUAGCACCCCAGUGGUGAAAUACAUGUGAAUUUACAAUUUAUUUAAAAAAUACGACAAUCUUACAUUUGACUUUAAAAUUAAAAGUCUAAGGGGACUGGGAAUUACAAGAGUCAGUAGUUAUAUACCAAUAAAAAACGCUUAGGUUUGCUUGACUACAAGAACUGGGCGUUAGACGCCAUUGUUGGAAAGAAAGAUUUUUUAAAUCUUUCGGUCCGGCAUUUAAAGAGUGAUACAUGGUUUUUGUUGCGCAACUCAUAAACGUGGCAAUCGGCGCGCUUUGGUGGAAUAAGGUGGUACAGCCGUGACCCAGGCACACAGAUACCGUCCCAAACUUUCUUGCAGAGUUCGUCUCUUCUCACAUUUAAGCGAGUGGAGUUUGCAGCCACAAUGGCGUCUUUGUAGCUCAACGCCGGAAAUAAUAUACGCAGAGCUCUUUUCUGACCCGAGAAUUCAUGGCCAAAAUAUUAUAUCAUGGCCAAAAUAUUAUAUUAAAAACUUGCGACAUUAGUUUCGAUUAGCAAUGCAUGUUUUUGUAACAUUACGCAUAAUAUCACAACGAGUAAACAGAACAAUCUACAAACUAUCAUCGCUUUUGCAACCCGCGCGUAGGAUCAUAUUUUAAUUAUCUGCAAUAUUCCCGUGGAAAAUUCAAAGUCUCGCUCAUUCACUAAAUGUAAUAAACGAAGUGUCUUGAUUGAGGGCUUCAGUGUGUAAAAUAGUGGUUAAACUCGGUUACUACGCGAAUAAUCAAGAAAGUACGGCUUCAAAGACACUAAUGUGUGGACACUGGUGUGUGACUUAAGAGAGAGAGACUAAAUUUAGUAACUGAGUUUGCGUUUCCAGUGGUAAUGGCAGUAUAGCUUAAUUCUUCCAACCCUUCAAUUUGGGAACAGUGUUAGAUUGCUUUACAAAUAGUAUUGUUUGCUAUCAUACUGUAUACCUAGCUAUAAACAAAAACACAGCUGUUUUACUCACCAAAUAACCACUAAAGAUCUGCAGGAACAAAGUUGGUUGCAUAGCAAUCGUCAUGACGCUCAGAGCCUGAAAUGACAUGUACUAGACAAAAUUAUUGGUUGUUACAAUCAAGCAUUCUGUGGUGAUCUUAGCCAAACCGCGCGCGCGAUCUGUUGAAAGACAAUUAACACCGAUCUUCGAUGAUCAAUCUUCAUCCAAUUCAUCGCCGGAAAUUGGCCAAUUUCUAUUAAAGCUUGGCAAGCAGAGAAGCUACAACUUUCCGCUUUGAUCGUGGCAUUAUACGAUAUCACUUAGUAACCGCUAUCGCCGUAAGGGCUUCAAAAGUAAUGUCAGAGUUACCUGAGUGGAUUCGCUGCAUAUAUGGCGAUCACUGUUUCAUCGAAAAAGCUAUCCAAUGAAUCUUUUCUCCUGAAAGCCGCGUUUGAACAAAAAUUUGCAGGUCGCAAGCUAAAUAACUUUGAUUUUUCGCUGAUCUGCCAAAAUUUAAAUCUAAACGCAGUGCGUCACAGUUACGUCACAGUGCGUCACAUGAUGUAGAGAAAUAAAAUGAUGCAAAGCAAAACCCCUAGCCAAACGUUAUCAAUAGACAUGCCUUAGAGAAACAAUAUUUGCCAAGAUCGUCGGACUAGGACUGGAAAUAUGAUAGAACUCGUAGACAGCCACCCUCGCCCAUUUCAGUUGUGUAAGAGUUUUAGUAUUAAUCAUGGUGACUGUUACAAUGACAGUUUUGUAAACGAGGGGAACAUUUUUCAUUUUCACAUUACGGUACUGUCCUGAGAAAAGUUGUGGUCUAAGAAGAAUCCAGUUAAAAGGAGGGUAGGGCGAGUUUCUUUGACAAUUGAGUGUCGAACUCGAUCUACAGUGCAUUGAUUUUGCUCAAGAGAAUUUGCUUCAAGGCUCAACAACUGAUGCAAAACUAAACCCAAUUACACUCGGCUAUCGCAGUUUCCCGCGCUCAGGAUGGGUUACCUGUUUGAGUUUUCUAUUCCUUCGUUCUGGUUGGUAAAAGUUGAGCAAAUCAAGGAUCAAUAUUUGCUAUAUCUGUACCCUCUGGAUACGAGCGGCAAGCAACCCUAAGUAAUGUUGACUUAUCUGACACGUCUAUCCAGAGCAGAGUCACUUACGAUCUUCCUGAUUUUUCUAGGAAUAUUAAUGACUAAUCUGCUCACAGGUCGGCGGCUCAGUCGCUAAUGGGCGGAAUUUUGUCAUCUGUUCAUACUGGCCCUGGUAUAUAAGAUCUCAGCUCGGUGAUUGCCAAUAUGAACAAGACGGAAUCUUUUUACUCCCACUAAUCAGGUUGGAUUAUUUAUUAAGAAAAGAGAAAAAAAGGUUCUGAGCCGGUCGCCUGCCUCUUCAUAUGGAACAUUGAAGUGAUUAUAGAGCAAAUAGUGUUGAGGCAAGAUUUGGAAACUGCGAGCAAGUCACUCUGACUGCGGGGUCAAAGAAAGAGGCCGAUAAGUUCAAAACUUUUGGAAAAUAUUGCGAAACUCUAUUAACCAUUAACUGAGUGAGUACUCAACUUCAUUAUAUCAGUAUCGUGUUUCUACCUGGAGAUCGAAUGGAGCUAAAAUUAACAUUACAUCUAUAGCGCUUCCUGUGUUCACUUGAAGACUACACGCAUCAAUUUUGGCUAAAUUUUUUAGCUGAAACAACCAAACGAAGGUCUUAUCUGCUGAUAGAUUGCUAGGUAAGUUCUGAUAUCCUCUUGGAGCUGGUGCAAUUGGGGAUCCAGGUCAGGUUCCAAUCGAUCGAGUAACACUUUGUUGUGAUCCGCGGCGUUGUUUUGCUCUAUCAUGUCCGCAUCACAUGCCAUCAGUGUUUAUAGCGAUUAGGUUCCUGCGCUAGGUCAGGUAACACUUGAUAAAAAGAAACGUUGAUGCGAUACUUUAUAGCUUGUUAGUGAUAAAUUCUUAUUUUCAGUGUUGUGGGUACAAGAAUGUAUUUAAGCGCUAGGUGCUUAUGGUGCUAGGUGCUAGGUUUAGAUGAAGAGAUAAGCGUCAAUCACGAACGCUUUCGAAGGAAGACAAUAGGAACAAAGCAGAUAGAGAUACACCGUCACUUAUACGCAAAACUACAUGAAUUUAGUGUCAAUUAAGAGCAAACUGGCAGGUUUUAUUCUGCUUGUAACGCUGUAGUCAUUGAAAGCUUUCGAUAGUCUCGAAAGUAUUUCGAUAGUAUUCUGUCAUCUUAUGCAAAUGCAGAUGGAAAAUAUUCGAGCAUGCUUGUUCAUUGCGAGGAAGAGAUUUACCCGCAGCCGCUCUAACCUGACUUAGUCCGCCGCGCGAGUGAAAAGAAACGGACGAGAGAAUUGGCGCCAAAAGAAGCCGAACCCGAAACAAGCGUUCUUUUCGCUGAUUUCUUCUCACACUGGUAACACAAAAAGCUUGGAAGUGAGAAACUCUUCGUGUCAGUCGGAUCGCGAAAAAGCAACAUUUAAUGUAGAAAUUGAGGGGAUCUAAACAGAAGUUGUCGAAGUUGAAGUCAGGGCGAGAGGACCUGGUAGUGUGGCGGAAUUUAAUCAACAAAAUUGAUCAAUUGAAAAGCUUUCUGUUUAUUCACUGUGUCGUUUAAAUGAUCAGAAAAAGCACUGCAUAUCGUGACAUCUAAUUGCUUCGAAGAAGAAAUAAUUAAUGCACGAAAUGUCAGCUUUUCAAAAUUUCGCUGCUCAACUUGUAGUUGAUAAUCAAAUAAUUUUAUUUUGCAAAAAAUUACUUGGAGCGAAAAGCAACGAAAGGCUGACUGAACAGGUGGUUACCGAUCCCUUGCGAAUCAGUAAAAUUCUGAACCGUCACGCGUUUUUACAUGUGAUAAGAUAACCUCCGUCUUUUAGCUUUGAUGAACUCUUCUCCGGACAAUUCACCAUUACAAAAUUAUCCUCUUCAUUUGCGAAAGUUGAUAGUGACGUGUCUCUCCGAAGCAUCAAAGAAGAGAACAUGAUGAGAGACCACGUUUACCCACAAUUUCCGGAGGAAAAAAGGUCAAGUAGGCCUCCCAUCAAUUUAUUUGACUUGACUCCAACUCAGUUGCACGGCUUAUCACACUUUCAGUUGAUAAUUCUUCAAUUUUUUUCCAUCCCGUCACGCAGUUAGGUUGUCGCAUUUUAGCAAUUUUUGUCUUGUUCUCACCAUAUUUCCCUCAUUAUAACACGAGUGAAGUAAGAUAAAGCGCUUCAUUAGAUAUUGUAUAUUCUAUAAUUCAUUGAGAAGUUUUUCUUUGUAGGAUAUCCCAGACAUGGCCCGAGGUUUGAAGGCUUUCGGCACACUCUCUAUUUUGACUUGAAGUUAUGCGCUGCUUCGGAUGGUUGCAUUGUGGUAUCUGGAUUUUAAUAAUCACGUGUGGCGUGUUCUUAAGCAUAGAGACAGGUACGUUGAAAUAAAACUAGAACUUCGAGGCGAGGGGGUACAUUUUGAGGAAGACUGGGAAACUAGUCAAAGGACGAAGGAAUUGCAUUAUAGAAAAUGGCCGCCGGAAAUUGCAUCUUCUUGAUACUAAGCUACGCAGUAAUUUAAACCCUAAGUUCAAUUCUGGGCGCAGUCUCUCACUCCCCUCUCUCACAAAACUUACUGACUGACUUAUUUUUUCCCAGAUAUCAUCCAAAUAUCAUGACUGCAUCUAAAAACUUCAAAAGAAAUCUUCUCAAAUUAUUUUACUUGUCGAAAGUCGCACAUGGAAUUGAAGGAAAAUCGCAAGGAGGAUGUCAAGCUUUGAAAGUCUUUCCCAACGAAAAAGUAGUCAAAAACAUUUUAGAACAACAGACCAAUAUUCGGAUUUCCAAACAGACUCCAUUUUAUAUGUAAGAGUUGAUCUUGUUUUUCCCUUAUUUUUAGACGCAGAGGAGCGACCAAAUGCUUCAUGUUUCAAUAACACAGUAUGCUUUUGUAACGAAGGAUUCAGUGGAAAUGGAUUCAACUGUAGCGAUGUAGACGAGUGUGCCUCAUCAGCUCAUCAGUGCAAUAUUUCUGCAAACUGUAUUAAUACUCUUGGUUCCUACAGAUGUAACUGUUCAGCAGGGUUUAUUGCUCAUGAUAAUUCUUGCAUUGAUGUCGAUGAGUGUGCGCAAAAGUUACAUAGCUGUGAUGCGCAUGCCUCAUGCUUAAACACUGCUGGAUCUUACAAUUGCAGUUGCCACCAAGGAUACACAGGUGAUGGAUUUAAUUGUAAUGAUACGGACGCGUGCGCAUCGGAGGUCGACAAGUGUCACUUAAAUGCAACCUGUUUAAAUUAUCAGGGAUCCUUUAAGUGCUCUUGUAAAGCAGGAUUUACCGGAAAUGGUUCUAACUGUGAAGAUGUCGACGAGUGCUUGCUGAAUACAGAUUCAGGUUUGACUGGAAAUAAAUCCAACUACACCGAUGUCAACAACAGUCAAACAAAAAUCGAUAAAUGCCAUUCCGAUGCAACUUGCACUAACACGCCUGGCUCCUUCCGAUGUAUUUGUAAAACAGGAUAUACAGGUAAUGGUGUUGACUGUGCGGAUAUCAACGAAUGUGAACGUGAAGAACAUAAUUGUCAUGUUAAUUCUAUUUGUGUGAACUCAAAUGGGUCGCACAGCUGUAUUUGCUCACCGGGCUUCAAUGGAAACGGCUUGGAUUGCGAUGACAUUAAUGAAUGUACCCAAAACGGUUAUCACUGCGGUGAAAACGCGAAAUGUCUGAACACACCAGGGUCUUACAAAUGCAAAUGUGAUAAAGGUUUUUAUGAGAGCAGAAACUCCUGUCAACCUCACCACAAUUGUGUGUCAAGCUCGGAUUGUUCCACAAACGCAAAUUGUACAGAAUUAAACGGAUCCUACAUCUGCCAGUGUAAAAGUGGAUUCCUUGGAGACGGAUACAACUGCACAGGUAUUUUUCACGUGGUAAUGAACACUUGUUCCUCCUGUGGACCAAUCUCGUUCCCAGGUGUCACGCUCUUUUUAUCCCUUGUGGGCGGAGACCCCACCCGCAAGGGAUUAGGGAUACGUGACCUCUGAGAAUGAGAUUGCGCGUGCCCUUAAUCGUCCGCAUAUUUAUCCCCUUUGCUAAGCUUAUUCUGUUAAUGGAAGGGACGUUGAUCUUUGAGAGCACUUUUCAACUGAGAGUCGUAAAACCCCGUAACCAGAUAAUAAUCACUACGGCCAGUUAAGACAAAAGAAAAUAAAACAAGGAAUCAGAGACAACUCAUUUGAAAAAAACAAUCCAUGAGCCUUAAGCACGAGAAAAUUCGCAAAAGUUAGGGAAAGCUUUCUAAACCAGUCAGUGAUUGUAAUGAAACGAAACCAGUUUCAUGAGGUGAUAGUUUGAUCUUGCAGUUGUCAAUUUUUUAUCUACAUCAGCUGAAGGCCGAUCUACACCAAAGACAGCGAAAGCAAGAGUCUCUAAAGUGCAAGCUCAGCAGCAAGUUAUUAUUGGUUCGGUGUCAGGGGCUGUGGCUUUCAUCAUUGUUGCGGGAAUUAUAAUCCUUUUUGUCAGGUAGGCAAGGAUGAUUUUCUGGCAGAAUCAAUUAGUUUUAGAGGUGUUUUCUUAAGCAAGUUGUCUCCUAUUUUUCUAAAAGGGGGUAGGUUGCAAUAGAAACUGUGGUGCUGCGUCGGCAGAGGGGGUAUUAAAAAAAAACAUGGUUUUAUUAACCGAGUUAUAAAUUUUUUUGUACGAGUUUCUAAAGCUCACGUUUCGAGCGUUUGCCCCUCGUCAUUUGCUCUGACGAAAGUUUCGAGCGUUAGCCCUUCUUACAGCGCAAAAGACGGAGGGCUCCACUCGAAACGUGAGCUUUAGAAACUCUUUACGGAGGCCAAUUUAAGUUAUCAACUCAGUCGAUAAAAUCAAAUUAUCAUGUUUUGUUACACCGGUCGCUCGCUAGUGAUUAGCUGACUGUUUUUAAGAGGUCAUCUUUGGCAGCUGGGAUUCGUUUUUUAAGGCCUUAAUUCAUAGGAGCCCUAUGCCCACUUUUCCCAUACACUAGGCACGACUUCGCGCUCAAGAAAUCACUCGAGCGUCGCAUAGCACAAGCACAGAAGAAACUUGGAAAUUUAAAGAGCUGUAGUUUUGAUUAGUAAGAAACAACGGGGUUGAGAUGUGAAUCAUGUUAUCGUUAGUUCGCUUUAACGCUUUUUAUUGACGCUUUUUGCAGAUUAAAGUGGAAAAAAGAGAGUAAGCCAAUGAUUCGUCAUGCGAGCACAGUCAUGGGCCAUAUUGACGAAAUUAUGAUGGAAGAACAAACAGACAAAGUGCUCGAUUGUGUAUCUGUCAGAUCCUCUCGUUUCUCCAUUCCAAGCCUUCAUCUUUCAAGUUUAAGCAUAAACAGAAUACACAAAGAGGAGGGUCAUUUAUGACGGCAUUGGAUAUCCUUUUGCUUGCGGCUAUUUUAAAAAUUUCCUGUUCGUGUAAUUUAAAUAAAGCGAGUAGAAUUGUAAGCAGAUAAGUUUUUUCCCGAGUUCAGUCAUUCCAUUUGAGUUGGAUUAUCAAAUACCCAUCGUGCUGCAGUUCCUCUGUGGUAAAUAUGUCUUUCAAUGUUUGAAUGAUAUUUCUCAAGGGCAUCAUGUAUAGUCUAAACAGAAAACCAAUUCGUUUUACGACAUCUUCAACAGAAUUCAAUAGUGAUAUUAUCUUUUAAUAUAAUCUAACGCGAUCAUAUCUGAUUACCAUAACGUACGUUGUUGUGAAUGCGAAAGACGAAUUUAUUACAUUCGUUCAUCAGUUGCAACCUCAUACAUCUUGUUCACCCUUAUUCAUAACUUAUUGUUGCCUCUUCGAGUUAUUUUUUUUUCUUUCUUGCCGAUGUGAUAUUUUGGAAUCUAUUUUUAACAAAAACAAGUUUUACAAGUGACAAGGAAAGACUCGAUGAAUGACGUACAUUCCUUAAUUGCCGCUAAUCUGUUUCACUUUUCAUCUGCUUACGACAUCUUCAUUGAAGACAUGAUGUCUUUGUUAGCAGCUAUAUAUAAUGACAAACAGGGAAACUUUUUGUGACCUUUUUUCCGCGAAAACAACUCAGGCUCUAAC